Thamnophis elegans (Western terrestrial garter snake) is the source of this 799-nucleotide messenger RNA. RefSeq names its product NADH:ubiquinone oxidoreductase subunit B6 (gene NDUFB6). The transcript is spliced from 4 exons. Bases 93 to 533 code for a protein of 146 amino acids. Gene Ontology annotation, biological process: mitochondrial ATP synthesis coupled electron transport; mitochondrial electron transport, NADH to ubiquinone. The record is from RefSeq and is a predicted model, not a curated record. Lineage: Eukaryota; Metazoa; Chordata; Lepidosauria; Squamata; Natricidae.
CCUUCCUAGGACUGUCCUCUCGCCGCAGCAAGGUCGCGCAGGCGCAGAGAGGCGCGGGGCCGAAGCAGUGUCCGAGAUCGGGCAUAACCAAGAUGGUCGCGGGGUUCGGGGCUGCAACCCAGAGACCUCCCCGAGGAGGUGAUCGGCUACACACCGGAGGAGAACUCCGGCGCCAACAGCUGCGGGAGCUCCGGCGCCGCUGGCUCAAAGACCAGGAGCUGAGCCCCCGGAAACCGGUCCUUCCCCCGCGGAAGCUCGGCUUUGUGGAAGCUUUCUGGCAGCGCUUCCUUCAGCCCGAGAAGUUGUGGAAGAGACAGGUAUUCAAAAUCUACAAUGCUGGAAAAUUUACUAUAAUUAACCUUAUUAUUCCUCUCUGGAUUGCCCAUUAUCUUGUCAAGUAUCAUGCCCAGCUUACUCCCCAUGGUAUUGUUCAGCAAAAACCUACAAUAUAUCCAGGAGACAGGGUGGAGGAAAAAGGAAUUCCCUCAGCGCCAUAUGGAACUGCAGCAGAAAUACCAUUUUGUGAAGACUGAGAGACUCUAAGACCUGUAAAAUGAAAACGCUUACUUUAUUGUUUCCUAUAUAAAUGAAUAUAUACUUCAAAAUGGACAAUAAGAAAUGUAAUGAUUUUGGCUAAUGUGCGUACAUGUGGGAGGUGGUGCUAUGCUGGAAUAGUAUCUAAGAAUAGUCACUAAUCAUGUAUAGAUACUGAAUCCAACAAAAAGUAUUUUGGUUAUUGAUAGGCCUUAGAAAACAUACAACAUAGAAACAACAUUAAAAGAUAAAUAAAUGAAAUAAA